UCUGUCAAAAACGGCGUGUCGCAUACACACCGUUUUUGAGGUUAUAUUUUCUGCAAACAUUGGAUUAGCGUGUUAUUUUCAUUUAAUUUGCCGCAAUGUCCUUCCGUGGUAGAGGCGGUGGUGGCGGUGGCGGUGGCCGCGGCGGCGGUGGACGAGGAGGCUUCGGCGGACGCGGCAGAGGCUUCGGCGGCGGAGGUAGAGGACGCGGCGGCGGCGGCGGUGGCUUCAGACAGCAAGAUGCUGGACCUCCGGAGAGCGUGAUUCCACUGGGCCACUACGGCUGGACGGUGCAAGACGACCUAGUCUGCAAAGUGGACAUCGAGGACGUCCCGUACUUCAACGCUCCCAUCUUUUUAGAAAACAAAGAGCAAAUCGGAAAGAUAGACGAGAUAUUCGGGAAUCUGCGCGAUUACUACGUGUCAGUGAAGCUCGGGGAGAACAUUAAAGCGAAAAGCUUCAAGGACGGACAGCAAUUUUUCAUCGAUCCGGCGAAGCUGUUGCCGCUGAAGAGAUUUCUGCCGCAGCCGCCGGGCGCGAAGAGAGGCGGCGGCCGUGGACGGGGCGGCCCUAGGGGAGGAUUCGGUGGCCGCGGCGGAGGCGGUGGCUUCGGCGGUCGCGGCGGCGGCGGCGGCUUCGGUGGGCGAGGCGGCGGCGGUGGAUUCGGCGGCCGCGGCGGUGGAGGCAGAGGCGGCGGCUUCAACCGGGGAGGCGGCGGCGGCUUCGGCCGAGGCGGGGGCGGCAGAGGCGGCGGCUUCCGAGGUGGCAGGAGAUAGUGACGUUAUAUUGAAAAGACUAAUCAAAUUGACCAAGUGUAUAAAAUUGAUAAAAAUGUGCUUGAGGCCCUCGCCACACGAGUUUGACUAAGAAUUAGGUGAUGAUGUUGUUGUUGCUUAAGUCAGUGGCAUAGUUUUUAAGUGAAUUCAUGUAAUACACCUAAUUUUACCAUUACUUUUAUGUAAUGUCUGGCUUGAGAGAUUAGUUUUCUAGGCUUUAUUACUUGUAUGUCAACUAUUGAUUUACUUAGAUGUACAGGUACAAUGAAUUUAAAACUACAUAGCUGAAUGUAGAAUUUUAGGUUAAGAUUCACAACAGCAAUAACUGUUGUUACUUUUAAGAGUUUGAGCAUUAGAACACUUGUGUGGCGAGGGCCACACAAAUUAAUGUUAUGUAUAAGUUACAUAAAAAUAUACAUUUCCUUAAUAA
Molecule: messenger RNA, 1203 nt
Organism: Ostrinia nubilalis (European corn borer)
Lineage: Eukaryota; Metazoa; Arthropoda; Insecta; Lepidoptera; Crambidae
Gene: Gar1
Product: probable H/ACA ribonucleoprotein complex subunit 1
Exons: 1
Coding region: 96-773 (225 amino acids)
Biological process (GO): ribosome biogenesis; snoRNA guided rRNA pseudouridine synthesis
Cellular component (GO): box H/ACA snoRNP complex
Molecular function (GO): box H/ACA snoRNA binding
Source: RefSeq, a predicted model, not a curated record